Molecule: messenger RNA, 5991 nt
Organism: Cyanistes caeruleus (blue tit)
Lineage: Eukaryota; Metazoa; Chordata; Aves; Passeriformes; Paridae
Source: RefSeq, a predicted model, not a curated record
AACUGUAGUUUAUCUGUUGCAGGGACAAAGAAGAAAGCUGCGUGCCCAGGACUUGGUCUGUUUUAUACCAUACUGUCUGCCUUCCUUUUCUCAGUGGCCUCUUUAUUUCUUAAAAAAAUAGAAGAUGUACAUUCAGUGGAAGUGAGUGCAUUUCGAUGUGUUUUCCAAAUGGCAUUUGUUCUUCCUGGUUUAAUAUACUACAAAACAGGGUUUUUGGGACCAAAAGGUAAAAGAAUUUUUCUUUUCUUCCGAGGAUUCCUUGGCUCUACUGCAAUGGUUCUUCUCUACUACGCUUACCAAGUAAUGCCAUUAGCUGAUGCCACUGUUAUAACUUUUACCAGUCCUGUUUUUACAUCGUUGCUGGCAUGGAUCUUUCUCAAAGAGAAAUACAGCCUUUGGGAUCUUCUGUUUACUCUCUUUGCAAUCACUGGAGUGAUUCUUAUUGCCAGACCACCAUUUCUGUUUGGCUCACGUGUUACGGGGAUUGAAGGAAGUUACUCAGAACACCUUAAAGGAACUAUAGCAGCAAUUGCAAGCACAUUAUCAGCAGCUUCAACUAUUGUUAUACUAAGGAAGGUGGGAAAAUCCGUGCAUUAUUUCUUGUCAAUUUGGUAUUAUGCAGUCAUCGGAUUAAUUGGAUGUGUUAUAGCACUGUUUGUUUUGAAUGAAUGGCGUUUACCUCACUGUGGUAGAGAUAGGGUUUUUCUAAUAUUAAUAGGCUUGUUAGGGUUGGGAGGUCAGAUAUUUCUCACAAAAGCAUUACAGAUAGAAAAAGCUGGACCUGUAUCAAUAAUGAGAACAAUGGAUGUGGUGUUUGCUUUUAUUUUACAAGUUCUUUUUCUCAAUCAUCUACCAACUUGGUGGACUGUGGGUGGUGCCCUUUGUGUAGUGGCCAGUAGCUCUGGAACUGCCAUUCGAAAGUGGAGACAUAGUGUGAAAAAAGCUAAACAGGGGGAAAUCUAACAAUAUUGACACUACUUCAUUACAGAAACAAGCAAUCUUGAAAGAUAUAUAAGUACAAUAUUUAUUUAUAUUUAUUUUAAACAUCCCAUCUACCAAAUUGUAGUACCAAUUUAUGUCUAAUGAAAUAAGUUGACUUUUUUUUUCACCAAAAUUUAAGAUGUUUUAGCAGCUGAUGAGGUAUACACUUUCCUUUCUUACAUUUAGGCAUGCUAAUAUGGGCAGUAGAAAGAUACUUAUAAAUUUUUGCUUCCUUUCAAAAGUGGUCAAUAUGUAUUUUCCUAAAGUUCCUGACUCUUCAUUUAGACUCUUCCUUUAUUUUUCAGAGCAGUGGAAAUAAAUCUCCCAGACUUAAUACUAUUCUGUGCUUGAUUACCACAGGUAUUGCAGUACAAAAGUUAGAAGGGAAUGAAGAGUUGAUAAUCCUUAAACAACCAGCUUUUAUAGAACAGAUAAAGAUUGUACUUCUGUAAGCAUUCUAAUUAUUAUUUUGCACAAAACAGAUGCUAAAUGAGGAUUUAAUUUUAAUUUGGAUUCUAAAAGAACAAAAGCAAUUUCCUUUUUCCAAGUGAUAUAAAGAGAAAAUUAACUUGUGAAAAUUACCUAUCAGCUUUUCUUUUUUAAAAAAAGAAUUUUACUUGUUUGCACUUAAUUCACAGAUAUAGUGAAACAACCUAAUGACUUUUUUUUUUUUUUCAAAAGUGAUUUUCCCUAUAAACACGUCUUUAGUUUUGUAAGACUGCAGUCUCAGUGAUGAGAGACAACAGUUAAUUCUAUGCCAUGCAUAAAUUAGCCCUUUGUUCUGGUAUGGAAUGCUGUGCUGUAGCUGCACUUUUCUUUACUCUAUGCAAAAGAUUAUAGUUUUUAGGUAUUUAAUAUAGGUUAUAUUUAAUGCUGCUUAUGACCCCUUUUAGAUUCUUCUAUACAAAAGUCCUUUAUGAGACCAGGUUUGAGUCUCCUUUGCCUACAUAAACUUAGGAGGAUUUACAUUAAGCUUUUGCCUGUUUUCUUAAGAGUGUACAAGAGUGCAAUGUAAUUGCAGUUCCACAGAAAAUGCAGGUUGGCCAAGGUCAUACAGAGAUUCUAAAGAAGAGGUUUGAGGAAAGCUUGGUGGAAGGGUGAUGCUGUGCACACACAUCACAUCCAGGCAUCCACACUGCAUCAGAGAGUGCUGGUGGGCAACUUCAGUCCCACUUAUCAUGCUGGCCCUUUUGUGUCUGUAUCACUUCUCUUACACAUCUUCUCACUUUUGUAGGCAACAAAUACUAAAGAAAAAUACUUUUAUUACUGAUCUUGGUGUCCUUCACAUUUUAGGAGGAAUAAAUGUUUAGUAUCAGAAAGUGGGAUUUUCCUAAGUUGAACAUUACAUACUUUUGGGUCUUGUCUCAGUAUAGUUCAAAGAAAAUUUUAACUUGAAUCUUUAUUUGGUCCUUUGUAUCUUGAGGGGGUUUUCAGUUACUUCCUCGCUCUAGUGUUUUUCUAAAAGAGAAUGCUGCGUUCUGUACACUUGAUAGAUGUUUCUUUCUAAAUCACUAAAGGUGGUGGACAUUUUCUUAUUUUGAUUUAUUGAUGUCUGGUCACAUGUCUUUUCUUUUGCCAAUAAGCAUUUUGUCCAGAAGGAUGCUGUGACAGUAUCAUAAGCUCUGCUGAAGUCCAGAAAGAUUACAUGUACAGGCUUUCCUAGAUUGACUAGGUGGGCUACCCUGUAGUAGAAGGAAAUCAGGUUUGACAACCAAGACUUACAUUCAUAAAGCCAUGCUGGCUGGGACCAAUGAUUGAGUUGUCCUCCAGGUGUUUUUCAUUAUGUCACAGAAAAACCUUUUCCAUGUACCUGGAUAUGAGGAGCUGUCUUUGUCCAAGUUUCUGUAGGUAAAACCUGUACCCCGAAUCUGGCCGUGUUUAUGGAUAUUAGAAGAUUCCACUUAAGUGGUAGAAUAGGUUCCUGCUUUGAGCUGUCCUCUGCUUUUCCUGAAUGCUGAAGCUCAGCUACUGCUGACAAGGUCAGGAAACUGCUUUACUAUCUCUUAAAAGCCUCACAUAACAAUAAAAUUCCAGUUUGGCACCCUUUUUGCUUAAUACUUGAAACUGAACUGGGAUUGUUUUUCUGCUGCUUCACCAUCACUGCUGUUGAGCAACAGCUUUCAGGGGAGGGAAGGAGAACAGACUUCAUUUUUUUACUGCUUCACUUCAUGUGUAAUAUGCAUGUGUUUGAAUUGCCACUUAUAAAGGUGUGGUUCCAAAGCAGUUCAGAUUGAUGCAAACUUGGAUUGUCAGCUAGCCCUGCUCUCUCCUCUUGGCUCAGUGCUUAUGUGGUUAUGCGAUGAGCUACCCCUGGGAGCUGAUCCAGUACAUAUCUUUUUAGUAAGGUUGUUGGAGAGGGCAAAACCAGAGUAGCCUAAACUUGAUGACAGUAUAAAAACAUUAGGAAAUAGAAUUAGGUAAUAGUUUAAAUUACAGCAUAAGAAUGCUGCUUUGUCAGUACAGAAUAAAGAUUAUGUGGAAGCUUACAUUAAAAAACAUCUUUAGUUUGGAUGAUUUCAAUGAAUCUUGUUUACACCUAGUAGAGAGGAACAGAUUACUGAAGAAAGGAUUGUUUUCUUGCCCUUAACACAUACAUGAAUGUAGAAAAUAUGCUACAUGGCCAGAAAUCAACAUCUAGGUAGAGUGGUUUGUAAUUUUUUGUCUCAAGUUCUAGCAGAAACUUGCAAUAUAUUUCUUGUGCCAAAACCCCCAGAUGACUGGGGUUUUUUCUUUGUUAAACAUACAGGGUUUCCUUAUGGCUUCAUCUGCUUAUUUCCUCUUGCAGUUCUUAAACCUUGCUAAAUAUUUAAGUUGUUAAAAUAAUAAUCUAAACUACAUCCUAUGUUGGAGGAUGUAUGUUUUGGAACAUUGUUUUGAUUUUGAUCAAUCUUUUAUGGAACUGUUUAACUGGAAUGAGAAUGAAGGACUUGACUAAGGCUUCUCUAUCCGUAAAGCAUGACAAGGUGGUUUCUGUAAUUGGUUUCUCUGGAUGAUGCUGGGAAGGAAAGACAUUUAAGCUUUAAGUUCUUCAACCACCUCCAUUUUAAAAUUUUUUUUCCUUUCAAAUAUAGACUUAAAACCUAAAUAUUAGUUGCAAGCUUUAAAGGUAAUGAAACUACAAAAAUGUGGAUACCAUGAAAUGCUGGGAUCUUUAAACUGAAAAUAUUUCUUAAGAUUUCUGUUAGGAUGGUAAAACUUUUCUUCAAAGCUUAACAGUUUGAAAAUCUGAAAUGAAACUGGCUGAGCCUUCAUUCUUUUAGACUCUCAUCUUUUUUAGCUUUUUAAUACAGCAAGUUUCUCAGGGUCAAAAGUUAUUUUUCUGAGCUUUGAGUCAGAAAUAUAUUGAUGUUCAUUGUAGUGUCCUGUUGUGAUCUUUACUUUAAAGUUGGAUAAAUAUACUAUUCUAAUAGAAACUCCUUCCUAUGUAAUAUGAUGGAAUAUUUUUGCAUUGCAAUUGCUUCGUUAUAAUGUUAAGUUUAUCUUGAAUUUCAACAUAUUCACUCAAUGUUCUGAUUUCAGUGGAUCCUGAAUAGAAAGAGUAAUAACUAAUUACUGGUUAUUUUGCACAGAAACAUAGGGAUAAAAAGAUUUAAUUGUUACUGAUGCAUCAUAAGUUUGGUUCCUAUGUUCUUUACUAUGCAAGACAUUGUAAUUGCUGGUAGUCUUCAGUGAGACUUUGCAGCCUUAAAGCCUUAUGUACCUAACUCUUCUAGAGAAAGCUGAUGGCUUUGUACUGUCACUGUGCAGCAGCCAAUUUCUUUCAGGUUAAGUUGGUUGUUUUAAGUAUGCUCUAAAAGCCCUUUAAAUGAGGGUAUUUAAAUACAUCUACACCAAGAAUUUGACAAGCUCAUUGUGUAGACAAGAGUGGUGUAUAUAAUUAAAAUGGAUUCCUGGCAUUUAUCUAGCACCAGGCAUGAAGUAACCUCAGCAUAACAGCCUUGGUGACAUUACUAGUUAACUGUGUAAUUUUUAUUCUGAAAACAGAUUCCCAAUUCCAAAAUGUGGUCCAAGAUGGUGCUUCCUGUAAUUAAUAAUAACAAAAUGGAUCAUACUUCCCUUGAUCAUAGUUUAAAAUAAACAACUACUCCCAUGGUAUUUUCUCUUCCUUGAGCUCUUGUUUAAGAGCUGUUGGAAGGUUUAUUUCUAGGGAGGCAGCCUCUUUAGAAGUUAUUUCCUUGCUAACUAGCAGUAGUUACCCAGGAAGAGUCUGUUUUUUAGUUCUCUAACCAUGACUGCCAUGGUAGGCUCAUCUGUGCAUCGCCUCACAAGGGUAAUAAAAACAUUGUCUCUGUCACUGCAUGGGUUCAGUGUUGGCACUGCUGACAGCAGAUGUGGACACUGACUUCAGCAGGACAUUGCAGCUACCAGCAGAAUGGUUUUGGGGUCAUAACUGCCUGUCCAUCCAAAGAAAAGUUGUGGCUUUAUGUUCCUGCAGAUGCAGGUGACUUCAGGGGGGAACACACAUAGAGUUCUAUGGUGAUAACUUCUGUAUAUCAGGAUAAGUAAUUUCUUAUGUUGUGUGAAUUACUGUUUGACAAAAAGGGGGUAAAAAUACCCUCAGCAUUAAUUAAAGGAUUUUUGCUAUGUUCUAUAUAUUGUUAAAUAUAUGUUUAAUUAUAUGUUUUGUAGAAGUUACUGGCUUUGUUAUGUAGUAGUAUAUUUUUAUAGACAAUUCUUAUAUAUUGAAAUGUUAAGAAUAUUUUCAUAAGAGAUUUAUAUUUCUCAUUGCUAAUAAAAUGAUCCUGAAGAAUUAAUCUCUUGUUUUGCUUUGAUUAGUGGAAUAUAACUGAAUGCAGUCAUUGUAAAACUUUAUGAAAGAACUGUUAAUCAAACAGCCCCUGGUAAACACCAAUAUAGACUUCAGAUUCUGCUAAUAUUAUCAUGCUGCAUCACUUUUUAUGCCUUGCAACAAGCUAGUGACAAAAUGAAGCUUCAUCAACUUCCAUACAUUAUUUUUCUUAACUGGAAACAUUGUAGCAUUGAUAGAUCAGUAAACUUUCCCAUGUCCAA